AUGAAUAAACCUUUGUCACGAGCCAACGAACGGAAAAUUGAGCAUAUAUCGGCCGAGCAAACACGGUUCUCGGCCGAGCAUCGUUCAAAUUCAGAAUACAAUUUGCAACAAAACAUUACACCAAGACAGAGUGACCUACGUCGGUCACGUUCAAUGUCUGCUACACCAGGCCCUAUAGUUGCUCAUCCUGAAGUAAGCAAUAGAGCUUUAACUGCCACCAGUGGAUUUGUCAAUUUGGAUCGAGAGAAUAUAACACCGAGUGUAACACCGCAUAUACAGCCGCAUGCCACACCACGUCUUCAUGAUUUAACGUUUGGUCGAGUAGUUGGACGAGGUGCAUAUUCUACUGUGGUACUGGCUACGGGUCCAUCAUCUGAAUUAAAAGUAUCGUCAAAAGCAUCAUCAAUACCAUCUUCAAAAGCAUCUUCACUCCUCUCAUCGGAAAAACCUUUAUCCUCGGAGAAAUCACGAUUGUCUUCGGAUAAACCACGUUCGGCUUCGGAUUUAUCCUAUGCUGUCAAAAUCAUCAAUAAACGUUUCUUAUUGCGCGAACGUAAAGCCAAGUAUGCAGCCCUAGAGAAAGCUGCCUUGGUCCGAUUACGUGAUUGUCCCGGUGUUGUGCGACUUCAUGCAACGUUCCAAGACCGUGAGAGUCUAUAUUUUGUUCUUGAAUAUGCUCCACAUGGCGAUUUACUUGCCUUACUGCGUCGUCACGGCUCACUUAGCCGCGCAGUCACCUGCCAUUAUGCCGCUCAGCUUCUUUCUGCUAUUGGAGCACUUCAUUCUGUCGGGGUUAUCCAUCGUGAUAUUAAGCCUGAAAAUGUGUUGCUUGAUUCACAUUACCGUGCUAAACUAACUGAUUUCGGUACUGCAGCAUUAUUACCUCAGACCCAUAGUAACCUUGAACAAGUUUCUCGCCAUGUAACCACAUCGUUUGUUGGAACUGCUGAAUAUGUACCACCUGAAUUAUUAGCAGCAGGACAUGCAGACGGUACAUGUGAUCUAUGGGCAUGGGCGUGUGUGGUUUUCCAACUCAUAGCAGGACGUCCACCGUUCCAGGCACGUAACGAGUUUCUCACUUUCCAAAAUGUAAUGGCAGUACGCUAUACAUAUCCUCCAGGAUUUCCCUCAGAUCUUAAAGAUUUAUUACGCCGCGUUCUGAGACAUGAGCCUCGUCAACGGUUGUUGCAGCCGCAAAUUACUCAACACCAGUUUUUUGCCCACACUGACUUUUCAGAGGCAUUAUGGGACAAACCACCGCCACCGUUUGGACCUUAUGAGAGUGAACGCAUUACUCUGUCUAGUAUUUUGCCUCUCGACCAAAAUGAACGUAAGCAUAGUGAGUCUAGUUCUCGAUAUAGUGAGACUACUUCAAGGCAAGGCACACGUAGGCAAAGUGAACCUAAUGCCAAGUAUACUAAGUCAAACUCUAGGCAAACUGCAAAGCCUAUUGGUUUUGUCGACCCUGUGGACUUUGCACCUUUGGAUUCGCCUGUUCCCAACGAGCUUGUCAUGAAUUAUCAACGGUUAUCACACUCACCUAGAAUGCGCACUCCUCCACUGACUUCUCAUAAUGCUAGCGCUCUACAUGCAGCCAACUUAGCUGUCCAACGAUCUGAAUUACAAUCACAAUCAAACGUCCCUAGACCAAGAUCAAUCGCCACUGUACUACCCCGUAGACCAAGAGCGUUUUCAGAUCCAGUUGCAUCGUCAGACCCCAUGGAGUCACCAUUAUUAUUAGACCAUUUGAAUACAUUAAUUGUUUCCAAAUAUCAUAACAACAAUGAGCGUAUUAUUAAAUUACAAGAAAUUAAUGUCACCACUAUAAACACAACUCAAUUACAAUCUAUAUUCCAAAUAGCAUCACAACUACAUUUGUCUAUACAUCAAUUGUCAAAUGCAUCUGUACAUGUUUGUACUUCAAAUGAUUUACAAAGCAUUGUGAAGAGUUUGGAGGCUACGCCUGCGCCCUCUGCUUCUGUUUCUACUCUCUCCGAAUAUAAGAUAAACUCUCGUAUGGUAUCUAACGAAUACAAACAACCAGGAGGUAAUAUUUUCGACUCUACUUAUUCCAAAUCUUUAACUCAAACUUCGGCCGAAUUGAUUCCAUUGAAAGAUUAUAGAUUAAGAACGGUGGCUAUUACAAAUUAUUCCAACAUUAUAAUUUUCAUCAAAAAAAUUACUUUACCCAUAGAGUAUGAAAUAUCAAUGCGAACCACACUACAUCCUACUUCGCCCCUGUUGUUUAUCCAUUCCAAAUCAAUCGUUCUACUCCCCACAACUACGAAAUCUCUCGUCUUACGUUUCCCACUCACAACGUUCAAAUCUUGGCUAUCAAUAUUCCAAAAACAGCCUACUUCUCCUCCCUCUUUGCAUUACAAACAACAAGCAAUCAUGUAUCCAAUCUUGCAAAAAAAGCAAAAAUCUUCGUUUGCCAAAUUCUUGGAUUCUAUUUGGUGA
Henningerozyma blattae CBS 6284 is the source of this 2460-nucleotide messenger RNA. Its product is annotated as PDPK1 family serine/threonine-protein kinase. The transcript has a single exon. The record is from RefSeq and is a predicted model, not a curated record. Lineage: Eukaryota; Fungi; Ascomycota; Saccharomycetes; Saccharomycetales; Saccharomycetaceae. The coding region runs from base 1 to 2460 and encodes 819 amino acids. Gene Ontology annotation, molecular function: ATP binding; protein serine/threonine kinase activity. Gene Ontology annotation, biological process: intracellular signal transduction; peptidyl-serine phosphorylation.